AUGCAGGUUUCCGCCUCCACCCCAUCCUCGGAUGGUGGUGAGCGUCCCUCCUCGGCACCUCCCCUGCGCCGCACGGCCCGGGCUUGUGACUCGUGUCACCGGCGAAAAAUCCAGUGUGAAGCCCCCAUCCCAUGUAAUUGGUGCCGCCACCAUAACCUGGAUUGCACUUUCAAUAGGCCCAUUGGGGGUAGUAAACGCAAGAGAGCCACCAAUGAGCCCACCGCACAGCCGUCACCCGGGGAGGACCUUGAGGAUAAGGUAAUGAAGCUGGAACAGCUUCUGGUGCGAUCUAUGCCGACCAAUGAGCAUCAACGCAACUGUACAGCGCUGAUCUCGCAUGGGUCCUGGCCAGCCGAUCCGGUUGCUUCCUUCAGUCCCCAACGGUCAUCGACCAAUGGUCCUCCGCCCGGCGAGUUCAUGCCACGUUUAAGCCCUGGUCUGUGCUUCGGCAAGAUCCAUUUCGCUGGCCACUAUGUGGGCGAUCUGAAUGCGUACAAUGGUAUCCCAAGCUUCUCGGUUGACGGUCAGGAGUGGGUGCAGUCUCGCACCGGUGAGGACAAGAGGUUCAACAGCCUUCAGCCCUCUCAACCUCAACAAUCGACACCACAGCUAGCCAGCUCCUUCUCGAAUACACUGCAUGGCUAUGCAGGCAUCCUCGAUCUUCCGGACCGAUCUGUCGUUGAUCAGUAUGUCCGGCGGUUCUUCUCCUCUUUCAUCCGAUUCAUCUUCCCCCUUAUCGACUCCCUUCUGUUCAAGGAGACGGUUGACCUCGCCUAUGCCCCAUACCAAGAUCCCCCGACGGUGGAAAUAACCAGUGCCAAAGCGUGCGUUAUGGCAUUCCUGGCACUUAUGUCGAUGAUUCUGCGACCUCAAGACAACCUUCCUGCGCUGGAUACGGACGUGUAUGCGGUCAAGGCACAGAACCUUUUGCCUCAACUCAUGGAUGACGUCAGCUUGUCGACCUUCCAAACUAUGCUAAUGCUGACAAUGAACCGCGUCUUCUCCGGUCAACUUCAAGCUGCCAAUCAGUGUCAUGCCAUGAGUUGCCGGGUUAUGUUUUCCUUGGGGGCUCAGCUUUUACCCAAUGAGCGACCAGCUCCGCCCUCGCCGCUCGAUAUCGAUGAUCGAGUUUGGCGGUAUCAUAAACAGCUGCGAAAUUUGUUUUGGCUCUGCUACACGCAUGACAAGGAAAUCUGUCUACGGUCCGGUCAACCGCCAAUCAUCGACGAUGAACACUGCAAUCUCUCCCUUCCUGUCGGCUACAUGCAAAUGCAAUAUCGUGAAGAUGAGGGCGCUGAUAGAUCGAUGUUUGACGAUAUCGGCAUUCCUCACUCUCCGGCAGACUUGCGUAUGACUGUCAUCAAAUCCAAAGUUUAUCGGGCAUUGUAUUCCUCCAAGUCAUUGCUGAAAUCCGAUGCGCAGCUUUUGCAAGACAUUCGCGAGCUCGACGACGAGCUCGAGCGUUGGCGCUUGGACAUUCCGCCCAAAUUUCGUCCAUCCCUGGGACACUCUUUCCAGAGUCACGAGAAUCCCUUUCUUCGCAUGCAAGCAAUAGUCUCCCGUUUCGAAUAUCACUAUCUAAUGGUGACAAUCCAUCGAGCGGCGGGUCGCUGUCAGUCUUGGGCCAAUUCUGAUGCUGGAGUAAUGGAGGGUAUCAACUCCAGCAUGCUUCUUGCGGUGGAAGCAAGUCGGUCCACCUUGUUGUUCCUCCGUCCCACCAUUACUUCAAUAUUCCCAGAGGCGUUUUGGAUGAUCACCUUCUAUCCCAUGUCGGCUAUCCUGACGAUCUUUUGCAAUAUUCUGCUCUUCCCACUAGACCCGCGCGUAGAGGAAGAUCUCAAACUUCUCGGCUCUGUCCCUGAUCUCAUCAAGGGAUUCCGCCCGAAACGUCUGACCAGCAACGAAGCGGCACAUUUCACGAUGGUGGCAGACUUUGUGGCCGAACUCAAACGUUUAGGAAACUGUGCUAUUCGCAAGGCUCGUUAUAGUGUGUCGCCAAGAUAG
This is a messenger RNA of Aspergillus saccharolyticus JOP 1030-1, 2004 nucleotides long. Its product is annotated as Zn(II)2Cys6 transcription factor. Gene Ontology annotation, biological process: regulation of DNA-templated transcription; DNA-templated transcription. Lineage: Eukaryota; Fungi; Ascomycota; Eurotiomycetes; Eurotiales; Aspergillaceae. The transcript is spliced from 5 exons. Gene Ontology annotation, molecular function: DNA binding; DNA-binding transcription factor activity, RNA polymerase II-specific; zinc ion binding. The coding region runs from base 1 to 2004 and encodes 667 amino acids. The record is from RefSeq and is a predicted model, not a curated record.